Molecule: messenger RNA, 513 nt
Organism: Talaromyces rugulosus
Lineage: Eukaryota; Fungi; Ascomycota; Eurotiomycetes; Eurotiales; Trichocomaceae
Exons: 2
Coding region: 1-513 (170 amino acids)
Source: RefSeq, a predicted model, not a curated record
AUGUCUGCAGAAGAGUCAACUUUUGCGUUGAAAGAUGAAGGUAUACCGCAGGAGCACGCAGAUGCAGCAAACGACGAAGUCGAGGAGAUGAAGACUUCACGCAAACCUGGCUCUCAGCCGUUGAUGUUACUUCCACACGGUAAAUAUACACGCAAGGCAUCAAACUAUUUUCUCGAGAGUAUAAGGAAUACGCAAGCUCCCAAACUCGCCCAGCUCCUUGAGACAUCGGACGUCGAAAAUAGAUUUGUUGGUUCUGAACCCGGUGCAUGCGUUGAUCUGGAAAGUCCUAGAGAGCAAAAAUCUCUGAGAACGGACUACGUUUAUACUAUACUGGCCCUUAAUGACAUGUCGUACUCGAAUGGGUUACCAGCAAUUGGCCCGAAUGCAGCAAAAUUUUAUUUGCGAAAAGGUGAAGCAUUGCACUUCAUGGGUGACCAAUUGCAGACAUGGAGUGGAAGAGGUGGAGGGAAUUUAAUUUGGUUCUAUUGGAGAAACUUAAAGGUUCGGAAAUAA